CACACGCAACGACGACCAUCCAAAAAACCCAACCCAAAAGUGCAUUUUCUUCAUUUUGGUCGUGAAAAGUGGAAAAUAAGCAUGAGCUGCAUGCAAACGCUUUGUUCGGUGCUAUUUUAGUGGAUAUAAGCAGUGCAUGUAACGCUCCGUAUCGAUGCUUUUUCAAAUGGAUACACAAUCCAUGCAAUGAAACGAGGCGGAUGUUUUUGUACAAGUAGAAAUAGAAAUCAUCAAUAGUUGCCUGAAUGGUGAUAAUAUCAUCUUACCGGACACCAUGAAAAUGGGAUUGAGCACUUCAUCCAUGCGCAGGCGUGGCUGCCUUUACGGCAUAGUACUCGUGCUAAUACCCUGCACUGUACUGAUCGUAGUGAUCGGUACGGACUACACAUCGGAACAAUCGAUGUCGCAACGUAUGGCCGAGUUUCAAAUGCGCAUGCAGUACCUCGAAUCGAUGUACCGCACGAAGCAGGAGGAUGUGGCUAUCCUUUCGCAGUACCUUCGGUUGGCCGCACUAAACGGGGCCACCGUAUCCGGCGGAGGCACGGGAUCGACCGAUGGUGCGAACGUUUCGCUCGCCAACUUGGAUCUGCUCGAAGGUUUAAGUCCGGAUUCGCGAUCGCUCAUACGGAACGUCACAUCAACGAACCGGUUAGCGGAAAGCCUAAAGCUACCGACGGCUUUCCACUUCCUUCCCCACCUGCUGGACGAUUCAGCUUCGCUACAACCGAGCUACAUCGAGAGCAAGAAACGGCAAGGCGUUUCGAUCGUGCUCGGCAUCCCGACGGUGAAGCGCGACAAGCAAUCGUACCUCGUGGAAACGAUCGACAAUCUUAUUGCGAACAUGGACGAGGAAGAGCAGAACGAUACGAUGAUCGUUGUGUACGUGGGUGAAACGGAUCUUGACUACGUGAAACUGGUAGCACAUCAGAUACGGACACGCUUUGCAAGCUACAUCGAUAGCGGCUUCCUGGAGAUUAUUGCACCGGCCGCUUCGUACUACCCAAACAUGAACAGUCUCCGGCAAACGCUGAACGAUUCCCAGGAACGGGUACGGUGGCGUUCCAAGCAGAAUCUCGACUUUGCGUUCCUGAUGGCGUACGCUCAACCGAAGGGUGCCUUCUAUCUCCAGCUCGAGGACGACAUACUCACGAAGAAGGGCUUUGUGACGAUAAUGAAAAACUUUGCGCUGGAAAAAACGGCCAAGAAAGAGCACGCGAACUGGUUUGUGCUGGAUUUUUGUCAGCUAGGUUUCAUAGGAAAAAUGUUCAAAUCUGCCGAUCUGCCUUGGUUAAUUACAUUCUUCCAAAUGUUUUUCAACGAUAAACCAGUCGAUUGGUUGUUGUACCACUUGAUCUACACGAAGGUUUGCAGCGUGGAGAAGGAUGGUAAAAGUUGCAAGCAGGAAAUGUCCAAACUGUGGAUCCAUUACAAACCCUCACUGUUUCAACACAUCGGCACACAGUCGUCCCUGAAGGGAAAGGUGCAAAAGCUAAAGGAUAAACAGUUCGGCAAGAUACCGAACUUCCAUCCCCAUCGGAAUCCACCGGCUGUGGUACGGACCGGUAUACAGCCGUACAAAUCGUACACGCUCCAGAAGGCAUAUUCGGGCGAUAGUUUCUUCUGGGGGCUAAUGCCACAACCCGGUGAUCUGAUCGAAUUCAAAUUCAAGCAACCAACCACUGUACGGAGAUAUCUUUUUCGGAGUGGCAACUUCGAACAACCUUCCGACCGGUUUUACAAUACCACCGUUGAGGUACUCCCAGCCAGUGGCAACGGAUCGGCGAUCAGUGCCACGCUGCCCUUUAACGUUACCAAGGAUGGAUUUCUCGUGGUUGGUAGUUUCAACAAUUACGGCAUAGCGGAUGGUGUAAUCGACCCGAAAAUAGGAAAGCUGAAGGAGCUCCGCCUGCACGUGAACAGUGACAGCCAGAAUUGGGUUAUACUGCGAGAGAUCUACCUGCAGAGUAACAGCGUUCGGUGACAGAAACAUUACCGGAUGUUGGAUCCGUUCGGAUCUGGCGAUAUAAACGCGCGUGCGGCCAGAGCACUCGUUGCAACCGGCAAGCUGCAACAGGCGCGUGUUGUUGUUACACCGCCCAAACGUAAUAGCAGCAGUAUAAUGCUCCGUCAGCGACAGCGCCGUCGUGUUUUGCCCUCGAAACUUUCCGAGCGGAAUGUGAAAUCGAUGGUUGAGCUACCACCGUCACCAGCUAAACCGAUCAGCGCCAGAAUGACAAUUCACGCUACAAACACAAAAGCAACAUGAUAUACCCGUCGUCUAGCCAACUUGCAGCAUGCACCUUAAUCCUUUUUGUCCAGCUUGUUUCCUGGUAGUUUUCUUUUUUGGAAUGAUCUAAAGGGAAACGUCGUCGUAUGUACAGCGGUGAUUGGCAAACAUGAUGUAGAUUGGUAAAAGAAGAAAAAAAAAUGAAAAGAAGGAAAGGAAAAGGUAUACAGUGUUAGAACGUCUCAAAUUGUGAUCAACGAAUAUUAUUAUUGUGUACUCAUGGAAUCGCACAGAUGAUAAUGGGAUAUUGUGUGUAGGGAUUAGUUAUGCGUCGUGUCGUAUUUCGUAUGUAUGUAUAAUGCAAUUGAACAGUAUCAUACCACCUCCUCGCCCCAGUUUUGGAAGUACGGGAGAGCGCGUUUAAAGGGUGUAAUGUUAAUAAGUUGUUUUGUAUCGCUGUUGCUGUGAGUGUACGUAUGUCUGUGUGUGUGUGUACAUGUAAGUCGUGUGUGUGUGUGUAACUUGUUUAGUGAGACUGCUAGUUUUGUGUAUGUAAAACAUAUGAGGAAAACCGAUUGUUAAAUACGUAUAAUGCAAAUAUUGCAAAGAUAAGACAAACAGAGAUGGUGGGAAUGUUUAGCCGCAGCCACAGAUGAAGAUUAGUAAGGUGGCACAGAAACACACAAUCAUGCUUGCAUACUGUUGACACAUGAACAAUGGAAUCUCUUCGUUAUAAUCUCCUUCCUAACAUUCUGUUGAAUUCAGUAACACCUGUCGGUACUAAUGCUUUCUGUUUUUAUUAUUCUCUCUAUUAGCCACGGAAAGUAUUUUACUCAUUUUGAAGAUUAACUGGUAUGAAAUUAACGCGCUUGUUAAGUUAGUAUUAAGUUUACUCAUUGAAUUAUCUAUCUCAAUCGGAAAUAGUUUUGCUCAUUAUUUUUUUUAUGAACGGUAGAAAGGCUUGGCCGUAAAUCUGUAGCUUAUUUAGCAAACGUCCAUUUUAAUUUAGUGUUAAUUUACUUCCUUUCUCUGCAAUACCUCACCCAAUCAUGGUAUUGGAAACCCUUAUCGUACCAAUUUUCUAUUUUACAGAAAGCCUCAAAAACUUACAAGCACAAACAAAAUAAGAGAAUGGAAAAGUGAACGUUUCGUUAUGUAAGCUUUUGUUUUGCUGUUUUGUAUCGGAGACGGCUAUUGGCCAUAACUUAUGACUUUAUAACGCAUAACGAGUGCAGUACCGCGCGCCCCCAAUAAGUUUGAUUAACCCAAGCUCAGUUUUACCCGAACACACACCCGAAACAAUAUGCACGCACAGACAACUUCGUUGUGGAAUAAUGUGUAAAGAUAAUCAAAUGCCUUUUGUAAAAGAAAAAUUUGUAAAACAGAAGAAAAGGAUAGAGGAACAGAUAAUUGGAUAGGAAAGCAAAGCAAAGGGGAAAAAAACAAAACCGUUUCAGUAAGACUUAAAAACCGAAACCCCAAAACAGGUUUGGAAAGCCUUUUCCCCCGCAUGGACGGGUUGAGUGGGAAUGUAAAGGAUUCAUCACCUUCCGUGACGGAUUGGCUUUUGUAAUGUUUGCUGUGGAAUCGAAAUUGGUGUCCUUUACCUUUCCGUUUUAUGUUCUAUCUAUGGUUUCGGUAGUAAUUCAUAAUCGGGUGUUUUUUGCUAAAAUUCGUAAAACAAAGUGUACUAACGCGGUUUGGGGGAUAUAUAUAUACAUAUAUAGAUUGUGGCCAAGUAUAAGCAAACUAAUAUGCUGUGUGUGAAUGUGAUGGAGCGUGAUUAAAUCUGCACUGCACCGCGUUCGUUCCUAUUCGUGUAGUCUAGCGAAAGCAAUAAGCCAAUAAUCAAACUAAUGCUCUGUUACCAUCCGAUAGCGUGUCGUUUGUCGUGGAUGUAAUCGUUAUGCACGGUUUCGUAGUCGUUUCGUGCAGUAAUUUUCGAGCACAAGCCUAGGUGGUAAUACAUUACACGGUGCUCCAUCCCAUGUGAGAGAGACACUAUUUAAUUUAGCGUCCGUAACCGGUACCCGAAACCAUCACUUCGAAUGCGCUAGCGGAUACAGUCGGACGGGAACGCCAUGAAGCUGUUGAAAAUACUCUUAAUUUUUCGCCAAGCGUUAGUUUUUGUCAUAAGCGCACAACAGCACAAAAGAACCCGCUCAUGCUACCAAUUGAAAUCAUGAUGAAUCUCGUACCAGUUAUUCUCAAUCAAGCAAAACAAUGCGAUGCGAUGAUGAUACUCAGCAGAACACGUUUGCAAGUUAAGCAAUGAUACACACACCCUACCUAGUAUUGUGUUAUCUCUCAAGAAACGGCGGAGGCGUUACAAAUGCGCUUGACGAGAUCUGAAUCAUCAUUCCAGAUUACCUAUGUUAUUAGUGAGAUUGAAAGCGCGAUGAGGCACCCUAGCCAACGAGGUUGGGGCAAUGCAAAUUCAACCUGCAAACAAUCCAUCAAUGAGAAUCUAAAUUUAUGACGAUAAACUUAAACAGAAAGAAAAACAUACACACACAAUGGUGCAAUGGUGUCAAA
Anopheles moucheti is the source of this 4762-nucleotide messenger RNA. RefSeq names its product alpha-1,3-mannosyl-glycoprotein 4-beta-N-acetylglucosaminyltransferase A (gene Mgat4a). The record is from RefSeq and is a predicted model, not a curated record. Gene Ontology annotation, molecular function: acetylglucosaminyltransferase activity. The transcript has 6 exons. Gene Ontology annotation, cellular component: endoplasmic reticulum; Golgi stack; endoplasmic reticulum-Golgi intermediate compartment. NCBI's taxonomy places the organism in Eukaryota, Metazoa, Arthropoda, Insecta, Diptera, Culicidae. Gene Ontology annotation, biological process: protein N-linked glycosylation. Bases 275 to 1981 code for a protein of 568 amino acids.